AUGCCCCUACUAGGCGGUAAAUUGCACGUUCCCAAUCCAAUAUGGAAAAAGAAAAAGAAAUCCGACGAUACAGACCAGACGCCAGAACACAAUGAAAAGCCCUGUUUUCUCGUCGAAGAGACUUCCGAAAUCUGUACAUCAGAGCAGGAAUUACGUCGAAAGAACAUGGUUUAUGCGGGAAAUAUUUGGACUUGCCGAAAAAAUUAUGCUUAUACAGUGAAAAUUUUGUCCGACGUGCCAUUAGUUGUUAAUGAUGUUCCGGCUUGUUCCAUCAAUCGUGUGAAUAGGACACCGACAAAGGAGUACGUCCGUAUGUUUAUCCGCGCUCAUGCAAUGCGCUAUGGACCUAACUUCAGUGGUCCCUGGAUUGUUGACAACGAUAUGCUACGUCGGCAUAAGAUCCUCACAAAAAAUCAAGGGAUUGAAGUCGACCGAGUAAAGCUCAAACAAAUGUCCACUGCAACAGAAGAAGAAUACGAGGCUCGCUUAAUAAAUAACCAACGCCAAAACAGUGGGAGUUCCAAUCCAGAGGACUUCAUCAGUCCAGCACCGAUUUUCAAGAAGGUUAAGCGGUUUUCCGUUUUAAGAGAAGGAAACAACGAGGCCACAGAGGAUGAUCUCCCGCUGUCGAGUUUUAAAGGGCAACCGAAAACAUCACGCAAAUCCAUUUCUGACGAUUCGCUCACGAAAAAAAUGAAACAGGCCACGCUAUUUCAGUUCGGGAAAGGUUCAUCCAAAGACUCCACUUCUACUGUUCCGAGGACACCAAAGCAGACUUCUACUCCUGUGAUGCCCCGCGUAGCCCAACAUCUUGUCAAGAUGUUUGAAGAAAAUCGUGACAAUCCGGCCAUCGCAACUCAAGUGAAUGUUUGUGCCAAAGUACUCAGUGAUGCGGAUCUGGGCAAGCUUCCUAAGGAACUACGUGACCGACUUUCAUAUGUGGCUCAGAAAAGGUUAAGCAUGACACCACAACAACGUAAGGCUCUGCUUCAAGAACGACGGGAAAAACUGCGGGCUGAACGACUAUCUGCAAACCGGUUGAUAGAUGAUCUCCAGCUUGUCAAGUCGACAGAGAUUUCUGACAACCUCCCAGAACCAACAAGUUUAUCCUUACCGAAGGAGAUUACUGAAUGUUUGUUUGGUCGACUCUUGGGACUUUGUGAAUUCUUCCAUUGCUUUCAAAAUCUUUUAAUCGAAGGGUUGGAAUACGGAGAACCAGAAAAUCAUGGUGAGAAUGCCACACAAACACAUUCCUAUCCGCUAUCCCCCUUGGAGUCUGCUGUACCUUUUCCCGGAGAGUCAGGAUAUUCUGAUGACGAGGACAAAUUAGACACAGAUGUCGAAGAAGAAGAAGCCGCACUGAUUGUUGCAACAGCUCCAUUACCCGAGGCGUCGGCACGAGCACUUCGUCGUCUUGGACUGCGUCGUCUCAUCAAGGCUGUAUCAAUGAAUUCACAAUCAGCUGGCGCUUAUCGAUCCAUCACUCGUCCGUUGACUUUGCUCAUGCGACUCCUGUUGCGUGAUGAAGAUCUCGGGAAAAAGCGUGAGCUGGGUAUCCGUUUGACGAAGCUUCCUGUGACUCCAUACACUGCUCCGGAACUGCUUCGCCUAGCUCUUUUACAUGAAACAGUGGGCGCGGAAUCGAAAACUAACAAGCAUACUGCAAGUACAACGUUGAGUAAUUCAAUGUCAGAUACAAUGGAGUUGAUCAAUCAGCUGACCGCGAUGGACGUGUAUGAAUCCGGUCCGGAUGUUCGUUUGAAAAUUCUAGAAACGGCUGUGGAACGUCUCUUCGAUCUGGACUUGAUUGAUGAUCAUAUUUUAGCCUGUCAACGCAGGGCUGCAGAAGCCUGGAACAAGAAAAUAAAAUUCCUGAAAGACCGUAAUUUGCGCAAAAAAGAGCAAAAAGAUGAGUCUCGAAAAGACUCGGCCGCUGACACACCCACCGCCGUGGACACAAAACCGGAGACACACGUGGAGAGGGAAUCGAAUCCGGUGGAACAGGAAACCAACGGAAUGGACGAUGACUUGGCGUCCGUUGUCAAGAGACGUCGAAUUCUUGCUGCCCGGGCUGCGGCAGAACGCGAAGAACGCGAAAAUCUGGAGCGAGAGCGUCGUGCUGCCUUGGCUCAAGAGAAUGCACAGGAACGCGCGUUGUCCACCCUAUCCCGUACCCAUGAGAUGCGAUCGGCCGAAGCACGCUCCGCCUUGCGUUGUCAUCCAAUCGGAUAUGAUCGAUACUAUCGCCGAAUUUGGUAUUUUCGAUGCGCCCCGGAUUGUCUGUUUGUCGAGUCCAAUUGGGGUGCACCGGAAAUAAAUUACUCGAUCACCAAUUCCUCAGGGAUAGACUCAUCCAAGGACGGGGAAUCCGCGCGGUCGGAAUCACAACAGCCAGAAUCCACACUGCCAACACCGGCACAUGUAAUGGUCAAUUUGGACGAUGAAGCUACUCAGCCGCAGGCAUGGAGCUCUUGGCGAGUUUACGAUCAACCGGAACAGUUAGAACAAUUAGCAUCCGCCUUGCUGGAACGUGGUAUACGAGAAAGUAAUCUUAAACGACAUUUGUUUGCUGAUGGUCUGCUGGAUGCCAUCAAAAUGAAAUGGAAGAAGUCACUAUCUAAUCGUCUGGCGAUAGACGAUGCAAAAACACCGUUGACUGGUACGGAAACUGAUGCCCGAGAAAUUUCCAGCACUUCUCUCAGGGAUAUCAACGGUACUCCUUCGAUCAAUACUCAUCAGCGUUCCUUGGGCGCGGAAGCAGCCUUGGCCGGUGCAUUAUUAAAGAAUGUGUUGGACACUGAAGUUCGUUUGCGCUCUGGUGGUUUGGGCGGUGUGCCGGAUUUCACUCGGUGGCAGGAGCAAUUGGCCAAGGUCAACUUAUCUUUCGGACUGUCACCUGACAAUUCACCCAUCAAAAGAUUAUCCGCCUCGUUUGACUCCAACGGGCAACAAACACCUGAUCGUCAGGGCUUAGUGGACGCACUCAUCGAAGUUGCCGAAAACAUUAUACCUCGCUUUCUAAACGUGCCCGACCUGUGCCCCGCGCGUAAAGAACAACCAGAGGAGGAAACGGGUCUGGAGGAUAAACAAGAGCUCCAGAGCCACGCUUCAGAUGAAGAUGAUUCAGAUUCGUCUUCCGCGUCGUCCGCCGAUCCGAUGCUCAAGGAUCCGGAUUUGCAUGUUCUUCGAACGCGGACGUGGUUGUCACAGUGGCGCACUGAGGUUCGAAAUGCGCGCACUCUAACACGGUUGAAUUUACUUCAUGUAAACGUGUGCCUGCCGGUGACUGGUUUUGUCCGUCUUGUCGACCUGCGUCCAAGGNUGGAACGUCGUCGUCGAGAGGCUCGACUGGCUCGAUCUCAGCGUCGUCGACAUCGUGCGGCCGACGGUUCCUCGGAUGAGGACGAAGAGGAAAACGAUGAAAGUGAAGAAAGUGAGGAAUCUGAUGAUGAAGUAGAAAAACGAGCCACCCGUACAAGUACACUCAAACGUCCCAAAUCGGACUCCCGAACAUCUCAGAUGUCACUUCAGAAUUCAACUACUUCAGGGACUAAAAAACAAGCAUUCCGUCACGAUACCAGCUGCCUUUUGUGCAGUUGCGACUCCGGUGACAUGGUGCACUGUUCCAGUUGUCCGAACACGUUCCACUUAUCCUGUCACAAUCCUCCGUUACAUCACCUUCCUCGAGGAGACGUCUGGGUAUGUACCAGUUGUCGUCACGCGUGUCGCCGUACUACUUCUUCUGCACAGCGUUCAACCCGUGAAAGUCGUCGCCUCACGUACCAACGCUAUUGUCAACAGGAAUACAAUGCCGAGGAAAGUGAAGACGACGUGGUUGGUUCACGUUCACGUCCAACUCGAUCAUCCUCACGCAAGUGUACAACAGCUCACGACCCCUCGGAUGUCGAAUCCGAAAGGUCCUCCGCAGACGAAUCGGAGGAUAGUGUCAAUGCUCACGAAUCAGUGAACGGUUCGCGUUCAACCUCUCUCCGACGUUCUGCCUCGGCAUCAGCGAGUCGAAGCGCUAAACGCCGACGCCGUAAUUCAUCGUCAGACGAAAGCUCAUCUGGUGAUACAGGAACUCCAGUAAAGCGCCAGACUGAGAGUGCUCAGGAAGUAUGCUCUCGUCUGGUCAAUGCUAUUUUCAAGCAUCGACAUGCUUGGCCAUUCCGUGAACCGGUAGACAAAGAAGAAGUUCCAGAUUACUACGAAAUCAUUACCAACCCGGUGGAUUUGAGUAUGAUUCGUGAUUGGCUAUCACAGGGACGAUAUAACACAGACACACUGGACGCGGGGUUAGAUAAACUUGUUCAGGAUUUGGGACUGAUGUUCUACAAUGCCGAAUUGUACAAUGCUGCGGAUUCCGAUGUAUGGAUUGCCGGCACUCAUCUCGAGCAAUUUGUUCGCACUCAAUUCGCCCAACUAAAAUCUGGUAUGUCUUGA
Molecule: messenger RNA, 4443 nt
Organism: Echinostoma caproni
Lineage: Eukaryota; Metazoa; Platyhelminthes; Trematoda; Plagiorchiida; Echinostomatidae
Source: the annotation of a GenBank genome assembly